This is a messenger RNA of Theileria annulata, 3210 nucleotides long. RefSeq names its product DEAD-family helicase, putative. Bases 1 to 3210 code for a protein of 1069 amino acids. The record is from RefSeq and is a predicted model, not a curated record. Gene Ontology annotation, molecular function: RNA binding; RNA helicase activity; ATP binding. Gene Ontology annotation, biological process: nuclear-transcribed mRNA catabolic process, 3'-5' exonucleolytic nonsense-mediated decay. Lineage: Eukaryota; Apicomplexa; Aconoidasida; Piroplasmida; Theileriidae. The transcript is spliced from 10 exons. Gene Ontology annotation, cellular component: Ski complex.
AUGACAAAUUACUAUGAAAAUCCAUUUGAAUUCUGGACUUCAGAUGAAGAAGAUACAGGCGAAGAAGGAAAUUUCCUAAUAAAAGAACGGUUUAAACCCCAAAGUGAAAGUAAAGCAGAAGUAAAAUGGCACCAAAAUGAAGAUUCUAAUAAUUUAGAAACAACCUUGGAUUUCUUGAGCUGGAUUCCGUUGAUAUCAGAGCCUACAAAUGAACACUCAAUCUUUAGAGUUUUUGACAAGGAAUUUGAAAAUUUUAAACAAUUAAACUAUGAAUAUAUAGAAAAGGAGCUGUAUAAUAGUAUUUUUAAUGAUAAUAUUAAGGAAAAUGAUGAGAAUUUGGAAUCAUCGGCAUACACACCUUUAGGUGUUGGUGAAAAUAAGUCUAUUAUUUUGGAACAAGAAUCUGCGAUUGUAGAACCACCACCAUUUAAGCUAAUAGUGCCAAAACCAGAUGAGAAUAAAAGGUAUAUAAGGAAGAAAUGGGCGAUAGUUGAUGAUAAAGAGGCUCCUGAGCUCAGUGAUUUGAUUGUUAAGUAUCCAUUUGAGCUUGAUGAUUUCCAGAAAAAGUCUAUAUACCACCUAAUUAACGGAAAACAUGUAUUUGUAUCAGCCCAUACAUCAGCAGGCAAGACUGUUGUGGCCGAGUAUUCAAUAGCACUAGCUAUAAGUAGAGGCCAGAAGGCAAUUUACACCUCACCAAUUAAGGCAUUAUCGAACCAGAAGUACAGAGAGUUCAAAGUGAAGUUCGGAAACGAAAAUGUUGGAAUAAUAACAGGAGAUGUGUUGUGUAACCCAGGAGCAUCAUGCCUGAUAGUUACCACCGAAAUAUUGAGGAAUCUGCUAUACAGGGGUGACGCAGUGAUUGGCCAGAUAUCAGUGGUAAUAUUUGAUGAGAUACACUACAUCAAUGACUUAAGCAGAGGAGUGGUGUGGGAGGAAGUUAUUAUAUUGUUGCCCAGAAACAUUCAGCUGGUAAUGCUGAGUGCAACAGUGCCUAAUUACCUGGAGUUCGCAGAAUGGAUCGGUAAUGUGAUGCAAAAGGAAGUGUUAAUAAUAAUGACAAACCAUAGACCAGUGCCCUUAAAACAUUACCUAUACAUUUAUGACCGUUUCUUCCUGAUUCAUGGAGCUAAGGGGUUUAAUAAGGAGGCAUACCACAUAAUGUACAAGUACACAUCCACACUCAAGAUCAAUGACAAGAAGUCAACGUUUAAAGGUCAAGUGCAGAAGUUACAGAGACUUUUGAAACAGCUAGAAUCGGAGGAUAAGAUGCCUGUUGUACUUUUCUGCUUCAGCAGACAAAAGUGUGAACAAUACGCGAAGGAUAUGCCCAAUUUAAACCUAGUUUACAAUAAGGUGCAAGCAUCUAAAAUACAUCUGUUCCUGAAGGAAUCACUUGAUGGGCUCAGUGAAAGUGACAGGAAUUUACCACAACUUAGGAAAAUGGUAAACUUGCUAACUAGAGGAAUAGGCGUCCAUCACUCUGGAUUGUUACCAAUCAUUAAGGAAAUGGUUGAGAUAUUGUUUUCACGUGGCUUGAUAAAAGUGUUGUUCGCAACCGAAACUUUUGCAAUGGGAGUCAACAUGCCCGCACGCUCAGUUGUGUUCACAUCUAUUUAUAAACACGACGGAAUUAAUUAUAGAUAUUUAACAUCUUCUGAAUACACACAGAUGGCGGGAAGAGCUGGAAGAAGAGGUUUAGACACAUUUGGAAAUGUGUACAUAUUUUGUUGUGACGAGCCUCCAGAUGUACAAGAUCUCACCAAUAUGAUGAUUGAAAGGUCAACAAGACUUGAAAGCAGAUUCAGAAUAACAUACAAUAUGCUCCUCCAGAUACAGUCUAGGGAUCACAUGAAUAUCACGGAAAUGAUGCUAAAAUCAUUUAGAGAACGGGAGAAAAUGAUGAAAAUACCACUUUUAAAAAAACAAAUAAAUAAAAAGAAACAUGAGUUGAUGUCUUUGCCCCCAAUUAGCUGUAUAUACGGUGAUCCAACAAUCGAGAAUUACUACAAAACACUCAAUUAUUCUAUGAAUGUAUCCCAUGAACUUCACCAGCAUCUGUGGAACCAUAAGGAAAGCAGAGUAAUUUUUAAAUUCGGGAGAGUCUUGAUGCUACACUCGACCAAAAUCUCAAGAACCCUGUCGUACAGUUUUAUCACCGAGAUCGUUGACGAGAAGAAUCACACUUUUAAAGUUGCAACUAUUAUUACAGAGAGUGUUUCAGAUUUGGAUGAGGCGAAUAUAAAAACAGUGGAAUUCAAUGGAGAAUUGAGGCAUUACUAUAACCAUGAAGUUAACCUGUCAAGUGUUUCGUUUAUAUUCGAUCAUGUAUUCCUUGACACUGAUCUUGAUAGAAAUGUUAUUGAACUAUGUAAACUGAUUGAAAAGAACGAUUUUAAGCUUAUGUCAUUCAGCAAGAAGUUUAAACAAAUCUCACUCCAGUUCUACGAAAUUCUACUCAAACAAAGAGAUCUCUACCAAUUAUUCAAAGGAAACCCUUGCACAGACUGUCUUUUAAGAGAACAACACUUCAAAACACAAGACAAAAUUCACAACUAUGAACUGGAAAUUGAAGAUAUAAAUAAGCAACUUAAGGACGAAUCGUUGUAUUUUUAUGAAGACAUGAGCAAUAAACUCGAGGUUUUAAAGCAGCUGGACUUUUUGGACGAGAAUAACAGACCCACGCUCAAGGGAAGAAUAGCAACUUUCAUCACAACCAGUGACGAGAUUACACUGACUGAAGUGCUUACUCAAGGAAUUCUCUCUGAACUAACACCACCUGAAUGCGCUGCCAUACUGUCUGCAUUCAUUUACAACGAUAAAGUUCCAGAGAAGGAGGUCCCGUCACCAACCUUGGCACUACAGCAAGCUAAAAACCAAGUCGUUUCUAUACAUAAGAAAAUCGAUGUUGUCCAAAGAGCCUUGGGCGUGAGGGUUUCACAUGAGGAUUUUAACUCGCUCUGCAACUUUUCACUAUCAUACGUCAUUUAUCAGUGGGCUUCUGGAACGCCCUUUCAGGAAAUAAUGGAACUUACAGAUUUACAAGAGGGCCACAUUGUCAGGGUUAUACUCAGACUCGACGAGCUUUGUAGGAAAUUACUACAGACUGCAAACAUAUUCGGCCACCAAAAGCUGGCUGAAAAGAUCGACCUGGUUUGCAACGCCAUACGUAGGGACAUUGUUUUCAAGCAGUCUUUAUAUUUGUCAUAA